CCUCGACGCAAUCCUACCUUGCUGCUUCCACACCCACGCCAUCCCGGAAAUCUCAGUCGGCUACGCGAAUCCGAAGUGCAGACCGACUGAUUAUCGCCAGCUAUAAGGGUGUCCCACUUCCACACUUACUCGCGCUCGUUGAUUGAAUGUCCGCAAUCAAGUCUGAAGUUGCGCCGGGAGACCGAUAUCGCUCGAACGACUUGACCAAUUUACAAGGGGGCUCGACAGAGUCAUGGCAAUCAGCUAGCCAGUCAACAAUGGCGACUACUUCUGGAACGGGGAAUGCCCCAGCUCUGGACGCCAAACCCCCCAAAGAUGAUGUUUCACUUUCUCAGAAGAUGGUUUCUGCCACAACAGGCAGUAUUCUCACAUCUCUGCUAGCCACUCCCCUCGAUGUCGUUCGAGUCCGCUUGCAAUCCCAGUCCUCAACUAAAAGCCUGCCUCCUUUUGCCUCCCACACUACACACUCGUUAAAGAACGUUCCUUCGGAUCUUGGGGUCACGGCUUGCUGCCGGGAGGUCUUUUGGAUUGGUCAGAAUGCACAGAUGUGUGUCGCCGGGCCUGGCACCGGAGCCCUAGGCGCCACAUCGUCGAUGACGGAGUGCGCGGUGGAAGAGACUCAGCGACGAACGUUCACCUCAACUCUGGAUGGAUUACGAAAAAUCGCUCGGAAUGAAGGUGUACUGACCCUCUGGCGUGGACUCAGCCCCACAUUGAUGAUGGGAAUUCCGGCAAAUAUCAUAUAUUUUGCUGGGUACGACUGGUUGCGAGCUGAUGAUAAGAGCCCCAUCAAAGCUCUCGUUCCUGUCGCAUAUGCUCCAUUGGUUGCAGGUUCAGUAGCAAGGACCGCUGCCGCAUCCGCCAUUAGUCCGAUCGAGAUGUUCCGAACGCGACUUCAAGCUACUCCUGGCACAGGUGCAGGCCAUUUCAAGGCUACGCUUGAAGGUUUGCACCAGAUGGUCCGGGCCAAUGGUUAUAGCUCGUUGUGGAGAGGGUUAACCCUUACCAUGUGGCGAGAUGUUCCUUUCUCUGGCCUUUACUGGUGGGGUUAUGAAGAGGUCAAGAACUACUUCAUUGACGCCCGCAAGAAAGCCUACUUGAACCGCCUGCCACAUGAUUUCUCAUUCUCCAGUCACCAAACACCGCACGACCUUGAUACCCCCACAUUCCUCGAUAGCUUUAUCGCAGGAGCCUCAUCCGGUUCCCUUGCGGCUUUCGUUACUACCCCGUUUGACGUUGGCAAGACACGUCAACAAGUUUUCCGACACAUGGGCGACGAAGCAUCGAGCGCCCUUGGAGGCAGCACGAAGGGGACACUGCAUCCCGAACAACUUCCCUUACCCAAAUUCCUGAUGCACAUAUUCCGUGAAGAAGGUAUGGCGGGACUCUUCCGUGGUUGGGUUGCACGGUGCCUCAAAGUCGCCCCCGCUUGCGCUAUCAUGAUUUCAUCCUAUGAGCUUGGAAAGAAGAUGGCACGAAAUGUCAAUGAACGAACUCGCUCUGCAGACGAAGCUGCCUCCUCUGAUUAUAUUUAAACAAGACUUCUCACGCUUUACAAGGACAUGGUGAUUAUGUUCUCACUUACAUCUCAAUACUUAUACAAAGCCAGCCUUGGAGCAAAAUACCCCCCUGAAUCUGGUUAAUCAUUGACAGAUAUCAUCUCUACUCUCUACCAUUACCUGGCUGGGUACUCUUCUAGUUUCGUGUUCCAGUGAUGUCGCAUUCAGCCUGAACCAUAGACACAUUUUCUGACCUUCUAUCUCUUCAUUUUCGUUACAUUUUCUCCCAUCUGCCUCAUUUGUAUCCUUACUUUGCAUGGCGCUGAAAAAGGGCGGGCUCGUGUUUCUGGGUUACAACACCGUUUUUGAUUCAUGUACAACAUCCUAUUCCCGAUAGAGCGACACAGAAUCUUCCUUCCUUAUGUCUAUAUGAUUCUUGUGCGAUGGCUAUUGUGCCGAGUAUAUAUGCAGAAUUGUCUAAUGCCAG
Aspergillus homomorphus CBS 101889 is the source of this 1986-nucleotide messenger RNA. Its product is annotated as putative mitochondrial carrier protein. The transcript has 2 exons. The record is from RefSeq and is a predicted model, not a curated record. Lineage: Eukaryota; Fungi; Ascomycota; Eurotiomycetes; Eurotiales; Aspergillaceae. The coding region runs from base 147 to 1535 and encodes 462 amino acids. Gene Ontology annotation, biological process: mitochondrial transmembrane transport.